CUUUUCCCUGCCAACCCUCACCACUGAAUGCUCUCCGUGACCACCCAUACUCUUACAGUAAUCUCUACGUAAAGCCAUGGUCUCUGCUACCUUUCCAUUGCCUGGUGUUACCCACGGCAAACGUAUCUUAGCCACUGUCAUCGAGAACCGAGCCAAAGAUGGCACUAACACUAAUCCCUGGAUAUCGGUCCCCAUCAACGACCAGGAUCUUUCCGCGGGGUACCGGGACAUCACUUUCCAGCAGCUGAACAACGCAGCAAACCACGCAGUCCAGUGGCUAAGUCAGGCUCUUCCAACGACGUCCGAGCCUUUUCAAUGUUUUGCAUAUGCCGGUCCCAAGGAUCUGCGGUAUGCGAUUCUGGCAGUAGCCGUGGCAAAACUGCAGAAAGUGAUGGUGCUUCCUUCGCCGCUGAUUACACCGGAGGCUCAGCUGCGCAUCCUGGAAAAGAAAAACUGUAAAUUGUAUCUCAGGCCAGCGGAAAUGGCUGGUCCUGUAGGUACUAUUUUACAAAAGGCACCUCAUAUUGAAAGUAUCACGGUCCCAGGAAUUGAGGAGUUUCUCAGAGAGGAUGAAGCAUCACCAGUUGUUUAUAGUAAGACAUGGGAUGAAGGAAAAGACGAUCCUUGGCUGGUGUUCCAUACCUCAGGCACAACAGGAAAUCCCAAGCCAAUCACAUAUACACAUCAAAUGAUGGCUGGUGCCGAUACCGCGGCUUCUUUGCCGGACAUCGAAGAAACUCAUAUUCAUCAAUACGCCCAGCGGAGGUGGUACACCCCUUUGCCCUCGCUACACUUUGUUGGCAUGUUGAUGAGUCUUGCCAUGACUGGAUUCGUGAAUAUGACAUCCGUUAUUGGGCCUCCAGCUCCUCCUACCCCCAAACUACUGAUAGACAUUUUUCGCUACGGCCGGAUAGACGGUGCACUUCUCAUGCCCGCUCUAAUUGACCAACUCUGCCUCCUCCCCGAAGGCAUCGAAGCGCUACGAGAGCUAAAAUACAUUCACUAUGCCGGUGCUCCCCUUUCUGCUAAAUCGGGAAAUCUACUCUCACCGUACACUCAGGUUGUUCCGUGUGUGGGCAGCACCGAAGCAGGCGGGUACUUUACAACUAUCCACCAAAACAAGGAUGCAUGGGAUUACCUCUCCUUCCAGAAACAUUCCGGGGCAGAAUUCGAACACCGCAUGAAUGACCUGUACGAGCUCGUAUUUGUGCGUCGUCCUGAAUGUGCAAUGCAGCAGAUCUUCCAAGUGUAUCCAGAUCGCGAAACAUUCGGAACCGAUGAUCUAUGGAUCGAGCAUCCGAUGCACAAAGGGCUAUGGAAGAUCAUUGGCCGCAGCGAUGAUUACGUAUAUCUUGCCCAUGGCGAUGGACUGCAUGCUUCGCUUCUGGAACCAGAGAUCAUCGCCCACCCGAGCGUGAAGUCGGCGAUAAUUGGAGGUCAUGGGCAGAUCUCACCAGUUCUUCUGGUAGAGUUAAUUCCUGAGGUGGAGUUAGACGAUACAGCUUUGAGGGAAAGCCUAAAGCCCUAUAUUGAGAAGGUCAAUGUACAUUGUCAUGACUGUGUGAAGCUAUCUUCGGAGCGGUUGAUCUUCGCCACGAAGGACAAGCCUUUUGUCUUGACAGUUAAAGGGAGCGUGGCGAGGCAGCAGACUUUGGCUCUCUAUGAGAAAGAAAUCGCAUCCUUAUUCGCUUGAGGAAAAGCACACGUUAGGAUAUUUUCAAGAAUUUAGUGAGCAACAUUCUUCAUAAAUAAUAGUGUCUCCUUUAGAUGUCGCUGCUCCAGGAUACC
This is a messenger RNA of Aspergillus pseudotamarii, 1788 nucleotides long. Its product is annotated as putative AMP-binding enzyme. The coding region runs from base 77 to 1693 and encodes 538 amino acids. The record is from RefSeq and is a predicted model, not a curated record. Lineage: Eukaryota; Fungi; Ascomycota; Eurotiomycetes; Eurotiales; Aspergillaceae. The transcript has 4 exons.